AUGUUUCCACCUGAAGCGCUUAAGCAGGCAAAGGACUUCAUUGCCGUAUUGAGGCAGCACCCAGACCUUCUUCAUACUCCGGAGCUGAGUUUUCUGAAGGAUUAUCUUGUUUCUAUGGGCGCCAAUAUUCCGAAAGAGGGUAAGAAAGAUACGGAAAAAAUGUUCGAGAGUUCAUCUGAGGAGGAAGAGGAGGCGUCUCCAGUUGAAGAGGAGGCUCCAGAGAGUGAAGAGUCGGAACUUGAGUUUGACACAACAGGUGUAGUGCCCCCGGAAUCUACUGAGCUUCCUCCAAUGGGAGAUGAUUCUGUCGAAGUUACCGAGGAAAUGGCCGAUAAAGCCUCUGAGAAGCGAUCCGAGGCGCAGGCGAAGUUUUCGGAUGGAGAUUUUGAGGCUGCUGCGAACCUCUACACUGAAGCCAUUGUGGCCAACCCCCAGCUCUCUAUGUGCUACGCAAAAAGGGCCGCCUGCUACGUAAAACUUCAACGGCCAAAGGCUGCCAUCAGGGAUUGUGACAAAGCAAUCUCAAUGAAUCCCGACUCUGCUCUAGCAUACAAAUGGCGUGGCUUCGCGAACAAGUUACUUGGGAAUUGGGAGUCGGCAUACAUGGAUCUGCAAACGUCGCUAAAACUGGAUUAUACGGACGAUGCGAACGCUGCUAUCAAGGAACUUGAACCCAACGUAAGUGUCCGUUGGUUGUGUCUCCUCCUCUGUUAA
Dibothriocephalus latus is the source of this 714-nucleotide messenger RNA. Lineage: Eukaryota; Metazoa; Platyhelminthes; Cestoda; Diphyllobothriidea; Diphyllobothriidae. The record is from the annotation of a GenBank genome assembly.